Messenger RNA from Paramecium sonneborni, 1417 nucleotides. The record is from the annotation of a GenBank genome assembly. NCBI's taxonomy places the organism in Eukaryota, Ciliophora, Oligohymenophorea, Peniculida, Parameciidae.
AUGCGCAAAGUAAUACUCAAAACUAAAAUAUAUAGUUGGAUAUUAAUUAUACUUUCAGGAACAGUUGCCAUCUUAGGCUGCAUAUUAGCUGUAUAAGUGGAUAGUUUAGAAGUAAAGAUUUAUGGAACUCUAUUUGUAAUAGCAGGAUUUAUAUUUAUGUCGAUUAACUUUUAUAUAUUCUAUCAAUUACAUACUAUUAAUCUGAUCAAUGCAGAAAUCAAUAAUUUUAAUUGUUUUUCGUCAUGGAAAGUACUUUACAAGUCAAUUCUAAAUAAUUCAGAUUUAUGGAUUUCAAAAUAUUUCUUCAAGUGCUUAAUUGUUAUUUUAUUUCAUAGCACUUUAAGUUUUGUAACAAGAUUGAAAUAUAGUGAUGUUGCUUUUGGAUUUACUUCAAGUAUUUUAUAAUUUUAUUAGAUAUAUCAAUUUCAAUCGUACUUUUUAUGAUCAGUUUUAUACUUGGUUUUAUAUUGUAAUUAUACUUUGUGAUAUAACUGAUAACAAUGUUAGCUGAUUUUAAAGAGUAUAUUAAGGAAAUAGUAUACCUAUUUCAUAUAAAGGACUCGAUAUAAGAGGAAAAAUUAUAUAAAAGAGCAAUCACAAAAGUAGCAAUUUUAUUUACUCUUGGUUCUAUAGGAUAUUAUGGAUUAAAAUUAGCAUUGUAUAUAAUGAUAGCUAAAAAUAAUGAAGAAAUUAAUAUAAAAGUAUUUUCAAUAAUAGUGUCAAUUUUGAAUGUUAGUUGUAUAAUUUUAGGUUCAAAAAUAUAUAAAUAACUAAAAAUUAUUUACUUAUAGAUUCCAGACACUUAAGAUUUUUUGAUUUAUAAUUUAAACAUCCAAUGCUUUUCAGGAUGGUUUAUUUUGGUUAGAUCUUUGAUUCUUUGUAAGAAAUUCAGAUUUUGGAGAAAUUUAAUUUUUAUCUUGUUGUACAUCUAAACAAUUUAUGGAUUAAUUAAAUUUCCGUUUUAUAAGAUUUAUGAUGUUACUAUUAGUGAAAUGUACAGUCUUGAAUCUUAUUUAUACUGUGAUACAGCUAUAAUUGUGGCUCUGAUGUUUUGGUAAUUUGUUGAAUCAUUUGCCAGAGUUAUUCAUUAAGUAAGGAGAAGAUUUCUUACAUAUUAAUUUGAAAAUCAAAGAGUAUUAAAAUGAAUUAAUCAUAGUUAAAUAUAAUUCUUCCUGUGGUAAUAGAAGGAUAAAUAGAUGAGGUAGGGAGAAUUUAACAUCAAUAAAUUGUUGAUAAUUUAGUUGAGAAUGCGUCAGAAGAUUAUGGAGAAUGUUGUUUUUGUCUUGAAAAAAUUUCAAAAGGUUAAAGAGUGCAUAAAUUAAAAUGUCAUCCUUCACAUGUUUUUCAUUAUUACUGUAUGUCAAAAUGGUUGGCAAAUCACAAUAAUUGUCCUUUGUGUUAAUAAACAAUAAAUUGA